AUGGCGCCGAAGGCCUUGACGGACUGUCCAGAGAACCUUCGAGAGUCGAUCGACUGGCUCGUGCAGGUGAAGCACGGCGGUGGCAUCUCGAAGCUGUCCAGCGCUCUCGGUAAGUUGUUCGACCAUGUCGCUCAGGACGCUCAGAAAUCUCUGUCGUCUCCCUCCGAGUCAGAUGACCCGUCCGCCGGAGAUGUUGUCGGCCAACUUAAAGAGUUUCGGGGCUCUCUUCCGAAAGACUCUUCGAAUCCUAAUGAAAACAUUUUAUAUAAUCUCUGUUCCUCCUUUGAGACAUUUUUAGGCUAUAAGCCUCCUGGAAUCUACGAUGGUUCCGGCAUUGUGUAUGGCUCCGCCUCCCGUUUGUGCGACGCCAUUUUAGCGUUCUUUUAUGCUCUGUUCACUGAUGUCUAUGAAAAUCAGCCGUACGUGUCCGGUAGAUCUGUAUUGCAUGAUGUUGUUCAUAGGCAUCUUAAGCCUCAGUUGCGGCGGGGCCACAAGGGGUUUACUCACGCUAUCCCCCAGGUUGCCGACGGCCUCCGCAACUAUAACCAGGCUGUCUCGGCUUCGAACGAAAAAGUGAAGAAGCCGGUAAAUGAGUUGUUAACUUACGUGAGUGAGGGUGGUAAGUUGCUCACAGCGGUUAAUAAGAUUCAGGUACCGGAAGAAUCUACGCCUCUGAAACCUGAGGAAGCGGAGAAAGCCGUCACGGCGGCAACCGAGCUGGUGGACCAGUGCGUUGGUGAAGCCAAGAAGUUAUAUCGUGCUUUCGACAGUGGCGCAAGAAUCAACGUUGUAGAGCAAUGCAAUGAUCUGAAUUUGUCGCUGCGUGAGAAAGUCCGCAAUGCCCGUAAAAAUAUUGGCUAUGAAAUUAAGCGGCUUAAUCAGCUCUCCAAAAGGGAGAGGAAAAACCUGGAGGCCUUCAUUAAGAUGAUAAAACAGGCGCUCAACAAGCUUAAAACUGACGUUAAUGCGCAGAUUACCAAGAAAGUGAAUGAGCUUGUUAAACAGUUGAAAGAUAAAGUGCAGGACAUUUUGGAACAACUUCAAAAAAUUAGUACAUCGCUCGGACAAUACAUUAUGGACCUUGACAGGUGGAUCGUAAAGACUACAAAGGACAUUGAAGCCGCGCAGAAUCUAGUCCAGAAGAUUUUGGAUGAGGUGAAUGGGAAUGCAAAUCCGAAUAACUUGGAAAACCUGAACGAGGCGAUUAAAAAGGUUGAGAGCAAGUUGGGAGAGAGUGUUGGGGAUUUGCAAGCUUGGAAGCAGGCGGCGGAAAAAGUGCUCCAAGGGACGAUUGAUAAGGGGAAUGAUGUGCAUAAGAACAUGGAUCCUACUCAGAAAGCUGACGGUACAGAGACACAGAUUGCUAAAGGGAUUAAUCAGAUUAAUGCAGCUAAGGAUGCAGUUUUGCAAGUUAACACUGGGCUUCAACAGGUUCACAGAGAUUUGCAGACUUGGAAUACCACGGCAGGUGAAUUGCUUGGCAAGGUGGUUGUUAAGGCCACGGAGGUGCAUAAAAGAUUGCAGCCUGACGGUCAGGGCCCGGAACAUAAAAUUGGUACGAACAUUAAGCAAAUUGGGGACGCUAAAGAAGGCAUUGUAGAGGCCAAUAAGACGCUUGGCACACAAGUUGACAACCUUAGUAAGUGGAUCACCGACGCUGAAAACAUCCGCAAUGCCGCCGAGGCUAAGGCCAAGGAAGCCUACGACAAGUUGAAGGUGAAUGAGGCUUUGGACAAAAAUGUAAAGUUAAUUGUGGAGGCUAAAAACAGAAUUAACGAAGUUCAUGGGAAGCUUGGUGGACAUGUUGGUGAGUUAGGUAAGUGGAAAACCCAGGCCGGGACAGUGCUUGACGGGGCGAUUACCCAGGCGACGGAUGUAUAUGAUGCUUUGCACGAAAAUAAGCAGCCUGGUGGUGGUGGUCAAAAAACAGAACUUGGUGAACGACUUAAGCAAAUUGAAGACGCUAAAACGCAGAUUAAAACUGCAAAUGAUAUUCUCGGCACUGAAGUUGAGAAUUUAGGUAAGUGGAGGACUGCCGCCAAGGCUGUUAUUACCAAGGCGGAUAAGAAGUGUGAUGAAAUAUUGGGGAAAGUUAAAACAGAAAGCAGUAGAGAAGCUGUAAUUUUUACGCAAGCUGAAGAGUUGAAAACCAGGGGAGCAGAGCUUUUGGCUGCGGCAAAUAAGGCUAAGGAUGAAGUCGGCAAGAAAGUCAAGGAUGCGUUGCAGGCUGUUGUGAGGAUGGACGAAAGUCUCAAGAGGGAUUUGAGGACAGUGAGAGAGGAGAUUAAAGAGGGGAUAGGGAGUGUGAUUGAGACGUUGCAGGUCAAGGAGUUGGGUAAUAAAGUGAGAGAUGAUUUGGGGACGUUAAGGGAUAAGAUUAGUGGGCUUCAAGGUAAAGUUGGCGAAAGUAAGAAUGACGGCAGUGGGCUUGUUGGUAAUGAGUUGAAGGCUCUUCAGUCGGCCAAGACUAAAUUAGAUGGCAUUGCUGGUGAGAGUGGUACAAUUAAGAAUGCGCUGAAAGGUAUGGAUAAAUUGUUUGAGCAGAAUAUCAAGUCUCCUCUUAAGUCUGCGGUCGGUGCAGUUAACGAGGCGAUUGUGGAGCUUGGCGGGAAGUUUACUAAAGAUGACGGCAGCGAAGCGCCGAAGGAUUUUAACGGCACUUUCCAACAUAUUAAAAAGCAGGUUGGGAAGAUUAAGGGGACACCGGGUAAGGGCGACUGGAAUAAUACAGGCGCCUCAGGCCUUGAAGGCAUUAAGUCCAAGGUGGACCACUAUUUUGGUGAGUUCAGUGAGAAGUAUAAGUUUGAAAGUAUAGUCACCGGCUGGCUGGAUGGUAUUCUUGGUCAUAACGGCCUGGUUAAAAGCGUACUUGGGUGGCAGAGUAAGCGGACGGAGGAAGACAUUAAGGAGGCGCUUAAACAAAGUGGACUCGGAGGUGGAAUCAGGGAGCCGCUCAAAGUACAAGCACAUGCAGCUGUUGACGUGUUCAGUGGCGUUGAUGCCAACGACAUCCAGAAAAAAAUUACACAGGUCAAAAGGGCCUGCGAGCUGUUUGCCGCCGCGCUUGAUGAGCAGAAACUAGAGAAGGAGUUUCAAAGUGGCGUCCUUGAAUUGGUCAAGCAGGCUAAGGAUGCGUUGAAAAGUGAGAAAUCAGGAAGCACAAAAGGCAACUUACAAGCCGCCUUAGCAAAGGCAGAAUGUAAAUGUAAUCACUGCGGCGGCAGCAGAGUUACCGAUAAGUGCCUAGACUGCCAAACGUCCGACUGCAUCCUUACUAAAGCCAUCGCCACCACCGUUGUUGCCGUGUCCUCGGUGGCCCGGCAGGUGGGCAACGAACUGAAUUCAGUGUUUCUCAACAUCGACGAUGGCGGCAAUCCCAGCGACGGGAGCAUCGCAGCCAUCCUGGACAAAAUCACGCCGAUUGCAAAGGAUCUUCAUGAUAAUCUUGAAGCGGCGACUAAUUCAUCCGGUCAACACGAAAACAAAAGCCCCGCCCAAGCCGUGGACAAGAGGUUGGAGGAGGUGAGGGAUGAGGUUAUUGGACUUGUAGGGAAAUUUAAUUCGCAAGUCAAACAACCACUCGCCCUAGAGGUAGAAAAGCUUGGACCAGCCGUUGACCAGUUCAACUCCAACGCCGAAACUCAGAUCAGGGCUGCGGCCAGGACGGCGAUUGACAAGGCGGCUGGGGAGAUUGAGAUGGAGGAUAGUGCUCCGGCUGAGAUUAGCGUGAAGAAGAAUAUGAAGGGUUUCCACGGUGUUUACGAUCACAUUAAAAAUAAUCUCGAAUCACAACUUCAAGGAAAAGUUGAUCAGCACAUUGGGACGGAUGAUUCGACAGGUGGUGGAACUGGUACAGCAGACAAAGUCACGCUUGCUACUGGAAACUUUACGCAUUACGAUAAGUACGUCACACAAAAAAGCCUUACCACUCAGCCUCUAAAAGGCGAACUAGGCGAAGGCCAUCUUCCACUGGCGAUCGGGGACAUCAAGACUCAGGUGUACAACGAAUUGUCAAUGAUCGAACCAAGUCCCAGUAAUGGGAAAGCAGAAAUUACCAAUGAAACCUUCGAAAAUCCAGUCAAAGAAAUAAGUAAGGAGCUUGAUGAAAUCGCCUGGCUUGUUGAUAAGAGUCGGGGCAAGGCGCCGUCGCUGCCCCAACCACAACCAAAAGAUGAAGAUGGCAUCAAGGAUCACUUGACAAAAUUGAAAAACGCUCUUGAGCAGACAGGAUUUAAUGGCGUAUCUAAACAAGGCCUAGACGCAAUAAAAUCGGCGAUUGACAACCUGAAAAUAAGCACGUAUGAACAGAAGAGCAGUGAAAUCGACACAGCCGUCAAAGCAAUUAAGGCGCAGCUUAGAGAGCUUAGGAAGAAGUUGAAGAAUAAGAGCGGCAAGCCGGAAGAUGGUGUCAUAAACGUUCUAGAAGAUUUGCAAAAAGUUGGUCUCGAACAAAAUACUUGGACACCGAUUAAUGGUAAAGGUCAAAAAGUCAGUGGUCUUGGAAAAAUCCAGGGGGACCUUGAAGAGCAAAACAAAGCGCUGAGUGUCCAAAAUGAAAUAAUUGGAAAAUCUAUAAGAGCAAUUAAUUUGGAACUCAAAUAUCUUGGAAUCAGGCUGGAUAAAUCGUUCCACGAUGACGACGUACUGCACUUCUUGGAACAAUUACAGAAGCAAAUUGGUAUAGGUUACAGAGGUGGUGAAAAUCUCCAGAAAAUAAAAAAUGAGAUAAAAAAGCUGCAAUCCGUUGAGUUUACUCAGAAACCACAAGCCAUCCAUGAAGCCAACUUGGCAAUUAAGGCAGAACUCACUACCCUUCAAGGUGAUUUGCAAGGCAGCCCAGGCAAAGAAGAUGUCAUGAAUGCUUUGAACGAUUUGAAGGAUAAUGGACUAAGUGGAGAUACGUGGGAUAAGAAUACACAAGGAAAUGGUAAAAGCCUUAAAAACAUCGGGAAUGAACUUCAAGGUCAACAAACUAAGUUGGGAAAACAACCCGGCAACAUACAUCAAGGCCUCACACCAAGUCGACGUCGAAGCGUUACUCACUAA
Messenger RNA from Babesia ovata, 5046 nucleotides. RefSeq names its product Extracellular matrix-binding ebh, putative. The record is from RefSeq and is a predicted model, not a curated record. Bases 1 to 5046 code for a protein of 1681 amino acids. The transcript has a single exon. Lineage: Eukaryota; Apicomplexa; Aconoidasida; Piroplasmida; Babesiidae.